Molecule: messenger RNA, 1402 nt
Organism: Desarmillaria tabescens
Lineage: Eukaryota; Fungi; Basidiomycota; Agaricomycetes; Agaricales; Physalacriaceae
Exons: 7
Coding region: 372-1106 (244 amino acids)
Biological process (GO): regulation of DNA-templated transcription
Molecular function (GO): DNA-binding transcription factor activity, RNA polymerase II-specific; zinc ion binding
Source: RefSeq, a predicted model, not a curated record
UAUUGAACAGAAUUAAGAAAGACGCAUCAUAAAGGCCAUGAAGCACCUUUCUCAUGGAUUACGUUGAUAUGCAAUCAGAGUGUGAUAGGCCCAGUGCACGAAGAACAACCUCGGUAUUGCAUGCACGCAGUCUCGCGAACGGUAUCAUUGGAAACAAUAGUCAGCACUGCAUCCAGUUCAGCCUAGGGAAAAAAUCCCCUACACGAACCCUGACAUCAAUCUUUUUCUUUUUCUGUACUGCGGACGAGGCAUCUAGUUCCAGCGGUGCCUUCGUUCACUUAUGACCCAUCAAUAACGCUACGAACCUGAUAUCACACCUGCUCUUCUAGGUUUGUAUAUAUACUCCUCGACAAUACCAUCUUCUCCACCCCAUGAAUUCGUGCUUCACCAAAGAUCAGGACGGAAAUACUUCUAUGCUACAAUCGAGGACCUUCGAGUGCUUAUUCUGCCCAGCCAGUUUCACUCGGUCUACACACCUUUCAAGACAUCUCCAUAUACACACUGGCGAGCGUGCUUACAGGUGUACGGCUUGUUUCGCCAAGUUCAGCAGAAGCGAUGUCCUGAACAGACAUGCAAAAACAUGUAAAGCUAUUAACGGCCAGAUCACUAAGACUGUCCGUCGUUCCCGCCAGAUGUCUUGUCAGGCUUGCGCUCAGGCGAAAGCCAAAUGCGAUUUGGAGCAACCGUGCUCAAAAUGUACCACCCGCGGCAAGGACUGUGUGUACGUGAACGAUCCCGCGGUAUCACGGCACAAAAGGAGUUGUCAUGGACGAGACUCUGACAACCCUGACACGGCGCCUGCUGCGCAUUCAAAGUCAAGUGCGAGCUCGCCAAUAGAUUUCUCCUUUUCCGAGUCAGCUCCUGGUCUCAAUAACGAUCUGGUUCUAGCCGACGCAUUUCUCUUCCCAGCCUGCACCCCGAGGCAAAGUGGGUGGCUGGAAAGGGAUGGCAGCUCGGAAGGCUAUGAUCUAUUCACUGAGCACAGUCAUGCAGUGAGCUUGGAUUCGCAUACGGUACCGUGCAUCCCAUCAGACUCUCCCUCUCCGACGGGUAUACCAUCAUAUGAAUAUACCAGAGCUAACUAUCGAACGGCUCCGCUCGGAUGAAGCAGGUGCGGACGUAGGCUUACUGAGGAACACUGCGUGAUUCGAGAGAGAUUAGAGGAGCUGGUACUGGCAGGCCGUUUGGUGUCUGAUACCGAGUGGCAGAAGGAUGUUUGACAAUCUGAGUCUCAGAGUGGUACCCUGAUUUUCUUUUUCCGAACCAAUAUAGGAAUCGUCUGCUAGCCAACGAGAAUGAUAGUGAAAUUUCCCGGUCGGAUAGCUUGAGACAGACAGAUCGUGACACGUUGGUUAGUCUUCAAAUGAGUGCGCGGCUUCGAGUUGAUGAUGCAAUGAUUGUC